Chiloscyllium plagiosum (whitespotted bambooshark) is the source of this 486-nucleotide messenger RNA. The record is from RefSeq and is a predicted model, not a curated record. Lineage: Eukaryota; Metazoa; Chordata; Chondrichthyes; Orectolobiformes; Hemiscylliidae.
ACAAGCGCCAUGGCGGCCGCGGGGCGGGGGGAAUAGAGUGAGAGCCGGUGGAGAAGACGGCCGCCAUCUUGGUGCUUCCCUCUCUCCCCCCACCCGCCGCCAUCGCUCGGAGGCGGUUCGGCGGCAUCUUCUGACGCUCGGGGAGGCGGGAGUUUGUAGAGAUUGGGGUUUGCGUCGGUCUGCGGGAGGCCUGAAGCUUAAAGGUCAGCCGGGUCGCGGAAGGAAGGGCCCAUGGCGUCGUCAGUCUGGAAGGGGCUGGUGGGCGUCGGACUGUUUGCCCUGGCACACGCCGCCUUCUCUGCAGCACAGCACCGAUCGUACAUGAGGCUGACAGAAAAAGAGAAUGAAACACUCCCGGCAGAUAUAGUUCUCCAAACCCUUGUAGCGUUUUUAUUGACCUGUUAUGGUAUUGUCCACGUGGCGGGAGAGUUCAAGGACAUGGAUGCGACCUCAGAACUUAAAAACAAGUAGGUUUCAUCACUCUUC